This is a messenger RNA of Callorhinchus milii (elephant shark), 2651 nucleotides long. RefSeq names its product chromosome unknown C12orf29 homolog (gene rlig1). Gene Ontology annotation, molecular function: RNA ligase (ATP) activity. The record is from RefSeq and is a predicted model, not a curated record. Lineage: Eukaryota; Metazoa; Chordata; Chondrichthyes; Chimaeriformes; Callorhinchidae. The transcript is spliced from 8 exons. Gene Ontology annotation, biological process: response to reactive oxygen species. The coding region runs from base 1 to 1068 and encodes 355 amino acids.
AUGUUUGCCAGUAAAUGUGUCGAUGCGUUUUCACUUUUGCCUUCAAUAAAGGGGGCGGGGGGGCCGGGCCGGGGCCGGGGGUCGGUGCAGCACAAGAUCCCGUGUCUGUUUGUCACCAAAGUCCAGGAGGAGCCGAGCACCAAACGCGACAAUCAGUCAUUCAGAGUGUUGGCUACUGGAGACGUGAACCUUAAAGCAUUGGAAGCGGAUAUACACAAUGCAAUUCCCACAGAGAAAGUGGAUGGAACCUGCUGUUAUAUUACUAAAUACAAAGGUGUGCCAUAUCUAUGGGCUCGGUUGGACAGGAAACCUACCAAACAAGCUGAGAAACGAUACAGAAAGUUUCAGCUCAACAAAACUAGUUCCACAGAAUUCACUUGGAAUAUCAAUGACGACUUCAGGACCGUUCCGGAGUCUUGGAUUCCUGCUCGUGGAGUGGUACAGCUGGAAGGCCAACCACAGCCGGAUGAAAAUGGGCACAUUCCCGGGUGGAUUCCAGUAGAGCAGGAGAGCAGACAGUACUGCUGGCAUGGGUCUGCGGUCAAUUACGAGACUAAAGUAGCACUGGUUAUGAAAGCACACUCAGAGCAGAAUCUGCUGGAAAUAACCACUGUACACUUAAUGGAGCUCCUGGAACAAACUCUUGAGCUUGUAGGAACUCAUAUUAAUGGAAAUCCAUAUGGACUAGGAAAUAAGAAACAACCUGUUCACGCUCUUGUUUCUCAUGGUGUUCUGCAAAUCCAGAACCCCCCUUCUCUUAGCUAUUCAGAUCUGAUUACAUGGUUUGAGGAAAGCCAAGAGGGUAAAAUAGAAGGCAUUGUGUGGCACUGCACAAAUGGGGUAUUAAUUAAGCUUCAUCGUCAACAUGUGGGAUUACAGUGGCCAGUAACAAACCCAUACUUGACUGCUCGCCCUGUGUGCAUCAAUGUUGAUCUGAGCAAGUACAAUUGCAAUUUUGAACCAAAGUCUUCAUUUUUGGUUCUUGCAAAACUCAAUGGGGAGAGGUUUGAUCAUCUGAAAGACAUUCACUGGGAUAAUGUUGGAAACAAUUGCACAGAAGGUGUGUAACAUUACAUCAAGGAAUACCAGUCUUGCCAGCAUCAAAGCCAGAAAGGUCUAAUUGACUGACUGCUAGAGUUGUUGGCUUUCAUUUGCAAUCUUUGGACGUUGCUUUAAGUUAAAGCUGAUGCCUUUAUUUCCAGUGGAGAAUGUUGUUGUCCAAGGCACUCAAAAGUUGUAAUGUGUGCAAGACCACAAAAGGCAGUGAGCAUAGGAGGAGGAGGCCAUUUGGCCCAUCGACUCGACAAAACCAAAUAUUGGCAUUAUUCCUCAAUAAGGUCAGUAAUAUAUAAUGUAAAUUAAUGGUACUUAAAACUAUUUGGAACUAUUUAGAAAUAUAGUUAUCUGCACAGCCUGAUGGUUACAACUGGAAAGUCCCUAAAAAACUCUUGUGUUAGCAUUCUCCUCAGAGAAUGAAAUUGACUGUAUUACCAAUAACAUAAAACUGCCGGAUGUCACCAACAGUUUAUUUUUUUUAAAAAACCCUUCCCUUGUGUACUGAGAUUACGUUAACCAACGGCAUUUCAAUUCAUGAGUAGGGAAAGGAUGACAGAAACAACCCACCCCUGCACAGGAAAGAUUUUAUUUAGUUGAAUUGUUCAGACAUUGAAAUAUCAAAUGCAAGGAUUAUUAUUAUUGCAAGAUGGGACUCGCACAGAGGUUAUGAUGACGUUCCUUGCUAUAUAAGAGUAUUUUGUUUCAGUGUGGAUUUCUUUUUAAUGCAUUUUGGUGUUUGAUGGAUUUGAUGAAUGUUCGUCCUGGAAAAUGGAACACUUACAUUUUAGACACCCAGUAAUGUUCUCACACGCUCCCAGGUCAAGUAUAGUUUGUGUUAAAUCCAGAGUGAUGAUCCAUCUAGUCUGACCAACCACUAAAGAAACUCCAACUGUAACAGUGUGAGACAUUUCCAGGUUCUCACACCAGCCAUUUAGUAUUCUCUCUGACGUUGAGAAUUUUGUGCCACGUUAAAGGAAUCUGUGGUUUAAGCCUAUCCCUGUUAGGAACUUCAAGACUCCCUAAACAUUUCACUUCAGUAUAAGGUUUUAAGAAUUCAUUUUUUAAUCGUAGCAUUGAUCUUUGUGUAUUGGCUGUUAAUAAUCAAACAAAAUAUGCUAAAGUGGGAAAUCUAGCCUCGUUUGAAGAAAGCCUUGAAAUUCUGAAUGUCAACGCUUCAGUUUGUAACCACCUAUUGAAUGACGCAAUAGUAUUGUCAUUAAUUUAAAAUCACCUGUAUCAAAUUGGUUAUUGUACAUGGUUAGUGGAGCAAUAUUCAGUAAAAAAAAAAGCUGUUUGGAAGAGGUUUAUUUAAAAUUGUUCUACAAAUGUAAUAAAUAAAUAACAAUGUCAAAAAUAGCUGUUUGGAAGCGGUUUAUUUAAAAUUGUUCUACAAAUUUAAUAAAUAAGUAACAAUGUCAAAAAUUCUCGGUACAUAAAUACUACAAAAAUACUGUUUCUCAGGUUCUCUGUAUGUUUCUGUCAGAUCCUGUGGUUUACCAGUUUUGGAAGAAUAGAAUUUGUUUAAACAUUCAGUGCCGGAGUAGAUAUCACAGAACGGAUAGUAAUGAAUAAAAAGAUUCUAAUUUUGCACAUUA